AUCAGACUCAGUCUGUCCAUCAAUCAUGACAAAGUUAACGCUCCUCUGUAUCUCUCUCGCUGUGAUUCACGUUCAAGCCGUUAGUAACGAUUGGUGGAAGGACGCGAUUAUCUACCAAAUUUAUCCUCGAAGUUUCAAGGACAGCAAUGGCGAUGGUAUUGGUGAUCUUAAGGGAAUAACGAGUAAAUUGGAACACGUAAGAGACAUUGGUGCUGAUGCACUUUGGCUCUCGCCUAUUUAUACAAGCCCGCAGGAGGAUUUUGGUUAUGAUGUUGCCAAUUUCACUGACGUUGAUCCAGUGUAUGGUACACUUGAUGAUUUCGACAAACUCACAGCUAAAGCAAAAUCAUUGGGAUUGAAGGUGAUUCUUGAUUUUGUACCGAAUCAUAGUUCGAAUGAACAUCCAUGGUUCAAGAUGAGUAUAAAGAGGAUGAAACCCUACGAUGAAUUUUACGUUUGGCGUGAUGCCAAAAUUGUCAAUGGCGUCAGAAAGCCACCGAACAAUUGGCUGAGUGCAUUCGGUGGCUCUGCUUGGGAAUGGAAUGAUCAACGUGGUCAAUAUUAUCUUCAUCAAUUUGCUAUUGGUCAACCUGAUUUAAAUUAUCGCAACACAGACGUGUACCUUACUAUGUCGGAUGUAUUAACAUUUUGGAUGAAUCGAGGAGCUGAUGGAUUUCGCAUUGAUGCUGUAAAUCACAUGUUCGAAGAUGCGAGAAUGUUGGAUGAACCUAGAAAUAACAAUAACGUUCCAAUUGAUGAUUACGAUUCACUUGAUCAUAUUUAUACUAAGGAUCAACGUGAGACGUACGAGGUGAUUAAGGCCUGGAGAAAUAUGAUGAAUCAAUAUGCACAUGAACAUGAUACUGAUGCUAAAUUUAUUGUCACUGAAGCCUAUACAAAUUUAGAUGAGAUAAAGAGAUACUUUCAAGCGGGUGCCAAUCCGUUUAAUUUUGCCUUUAUUUCAUCAUUAAACAAAAACUCAGUGGCAAAAGACUUUAAACGUGAAAUUAAAUUGUGGUUGAAGAAUAUUCCAAAUUAUAAAGACGCUAAUUGGGUGACGGGUAAUCACGACAAUCAUCGAGUGGCGUCAAGAUUUGGUGCAAAAAAAUCAGAUAUGGUUAUUAUGUUGAGUAUGAUUCUUCCUGGAUUUUGUGUUGUUUAUAAUGGAGAUGAAAUUGGAAUGGUUAAUAAAUUUUUAACAUGGGAAGAGACGCGUGAUAUUUCUGGAUGUAAUGCUGGUCCAGACAGGUACUUUAUAAAAUCAAGAGAUCCAGAGAGGACACCAUUUCAGUGGGAUAGCAGUACAAGUGCUGGAUUUUCAACAGCUGAGAAAACAUGGUUACCGGUUCAUGAAAAUUAUAAGAGUCUAAAUUUACAAGUAGAAAAAUUGGCGUCUGUUUCUAAUUAUAAAUUCUUCAAAACAUUGACCUCUUUGAGGAAGAAUUUCCCAGUUAUUAAAAAUGGAGAUAUUGAUAUGAAAUUGAUAAGCGAUCAUGUGUUGGUGGUGUUACGAAGUUUGGAAGGAUUGUCGUCUGUUGUUCUUGUGAUAAACACAGCAGAAACGGAAGUGGUUGUCGAUGUCAACAUCUGGUUGAACAUUCCUAAGCAAAUGGUUGUGUACUCUUCGAACGUUGAUUCGAAAAUCAAUAUCGGUAGUUUUGUCGACACUAGUUCUGUGAAAUUACCCGCAUCUGGGUCAGUGGUCUUGGUACCUGAAUUAUAGACCUAAACACAUUCUAUAUUGCAUGUUUAUAAAUCGAUAAGUCAUUUCUAAGUCUUUCAAUAGUAAAAUAAAUUUAUAAUACUCAAAUUAUUUAUUGUUUAUUAAUUAUUAUUAUUGUUGUUGUGAUUAAUGUCACAAAGUUUUUUAAAUUGUCUCUCGUUUUUAAAUUACUAAAUUAUUGGAAAUAAAUGAUUCUCAACAGA
Messenger RNA from Leptopilina boulardi, 1926 nucleotides. RefSeq names its product alpha-glucosidase-like. Gene Ontology annotation, biological process: carbohydrate metabolic process. The transcript has a single exon. The coding region runs from base 26 to 1723 and encodes 565 amino acids. The record is from RefSeq and is a predicted model, not a curated record. NCBI's taxonomy places the organism in Eukaryota, Metazoa, Arthropoda, Insecta, Hymenoptera, Figitidae.